GUAAAGUCAAGCAAAGGAACGAUGAUGGGGAGUACGAGCAGCCUUUGCCAAAAGCAAGAAGGAACAUAUUCAUUUCGCAGAAGUUGAAAGUGGCUGACUUCUACUUGCGAAAAAAGAAGGAGAACGAUGAAGGCCAGCUACCACCAAAGACCAACCCCGAGAGACUAUGCAGGGAAGAGUUCCCAGAUCUGGUCGGCAAAGUCACUCCGCUUAAGUGGGUGCAUGCUGCAGCUCGGGAGAAGUGGAGAGACAUCCCGAGCGCAUUGGCAUCCAGACUGCUCAUCACGCCCAAUACUUGGAGAGAGAAAGUUGGGUGUGCGCGACGUGCUCGCAGCCAUGGAUCAUCAGUCCCACAUGAGCUACAAGUGGAAUUAGGCCACUUGAUUGCCGAACACUGUCAAGGACUGAGUGAAGUGACAGAGCGGAAGGAAGUGGUGACUCCAGAUCAAGCUACAACGAUCCAGAGCCUCAUUGAAGACUGGAACAGCAAUUUGACAAGCAUUGCAGAUCAGGUCCAAGAGUGGAACGAUGAGAUCCGCUCAAAGCUCCAAGAGAAGAAGAUAUCUCCAGGCUAUCGCCGCCUACGUUUCCAAGCCAAUAGAAGUCCAGAUCCCUUCCAAGCGCUGGUGUUCCUG
Molecule: messenger RNA, 635 nt
Organism: Durusdinium trenchii
Lineage: Eukaryota; Dinophyceae; Suessiales; Symbiodiniaceae
Source: the annotation of a GenBank genome assembly